CUCGCUGGUGUGUGUGGAUGCCAGUUUGAGAAUCUUGAAACUGCCUGUCCACGUGGUCACCUGGAUUUUUUUUUUAGUUCUGCCCCUUCCGUGUUGUGGCUCUUGCAGGUUUCCAGCUUGGAGCUCUGGUCCUGGUUGAGAGGACCGGCAGGUUUGGAGAGGUCAGAACAGCUGUGGAGAACCAGCCGAGGCAGAAAACAGUUUGUUGCCUUUUAGGCAGGGCCCUGGGGCUGGGGCUGGGGCUGGGAGGGUUAGAAUGCCAAAAUGCAAAGCAAAAUUUCUAUUAAAAGUAGCUGGGCGGUGUAUGACCACAUUCAGACUUCUUGCAAAUGUUCCCUUUUCAUGCUAAAUUUUGGCUAGGGGUUCAUUUGAAAAAGCAACAAAUUGUUCUUUGUUUUGAACAUUCUAGUGAAACCAUGUGCGACUUCCUCUUUGCGCUUGCUGACCUCAGGCCCCUCCAGGCCCUCUGGUCCCGGGAAGGAUUCACGCAGAGGCAGAUCCAAGAUGCCUGGGCGGUUUUCAAAGGCAAGUUCAAGGAAGGGGACAAAGCCGAGCCGGCCACUUGGAAGACGAGGCUCCGCUGCGCCUUGAACAAGAGCCCAGAUUUUGAGGAAGUGACAGACCGGUCCCAGCUGGACAUUUCUGAGCCCUACAAAGUGUACCGCAUCGUGCCCGAGGAGGAGCAAAAAUGCAGACUAGGCGUGGCGACUCCCGGCGGCGUGAGCGAGAUGGCCGAGAUGGAGCGCGGGCGGCCCGAGAUGGACGAGCUCGUCAGGGAGCCGUCUGUGGACGACUACAUGGGGAUCGUCAAGCGGAGCCCCUCCCCGCCCGACGCGUGCCGGAGCCAGCUGCUCCCGGAGUGUUGGAUGCAGCAGCCCAGCGCAGGCUUGCCACUGGUGACGGGCUACACCGCCUACGACACACACCAGUCAGCCUUCUCGCAGAUGGUCAUCAGCUUCUACUACGGCGGCAAGCUGGUGGGCCAGACCGCCACCACCUGCCCUGAGGGCUGCCGCCUGUCCCUGGGCCAGCCGGGCCUGCCGGGCGCCAAGCUGUACGGGCCCGAGGGCCUGGAGCUCGUGCGCUUCCCGCCGGCGGACGCCAUCCCCAGCGAGCGGCAGCGGCAGGUGACGCGGAAGCUCUUCGGGCACCUGGAGCGCGGGGUCCUGCUGCACAGUAGCCGCCAGGGCGUGCUGGUCAAGCGGCUGUGCCAGGGCCGCGUGUUCUGCAGCGGCAACGCCGUGCUCUGCAAGGACCGGCCCAACAAGCUGGAGCGUGACGAGGUGGUCAAGGUCUUCGACACCAGCCAGUUCUUCCGAGAGCUGCAGCACUUCUAUAACAACCAGGGCCGGCUCCCGGACAGCAGGGUCGUGCUCUGCUUCGGAGAAGAGUUUCCGGAUCUGACCCCCCUACGCUCCAAACUCAUCCUGGUGCAGAUCGAGCAGCUGUACGUGCGGCAGCUGGUGGAGGAGGCCAGCAGGAGCUGUGGCGGCGGCUCCCUGGCGCAGGCUCCCGAGGAGCCCCAGCUGGACCAGGUCUUCCGGAUGUUUCCAGACGUGUGCACCUCACACCAGAGACCCUUCUUCAGAGAAAACCAACAGAUCACGGUGUAGCCUGUUUCGGGGGGCGCGCCGUCUGGCCCCGUCUCACGCCUCGUUCCUACAGUUACUGUCAGUAUUUAAGGGUGUGGAUGCCCGUGACUGGGGCAGGAUGCUUCGCGGAGCUCCUGGUUCAGUAGGGGCGUCCCUGAGCACUGGACGCUGACGCCCCCGCGGGAGGAGUGCGACGGGACUCUUAAGCGUGGAAAUGUGCCCCAGACAACCCGGGUGCUGUCCCUGUGACCUGGGAUUCAGACGUGGGCUUCCCGUACCCCCCAGUUACCGUGCGUGGCGGGUGCCUUCAGCGUCUAGGGAUAGGCCCACGCCUGGGCCUUCAGUUUUACCAGCACGUAACUGCUUCCAGGAAGAGAUGUGGGGACGAGGCUGCUUUUGUCUUUUCCCUUGUGUUACCGCGAUAGACUCGUGUUUCCAACGCUUGACUCAAUGUGGAGGGUCUUUACUUUUUACGCCAGUUCAUAAGAUGUAGAAAUACUUAGGUAACAGCCUCGCUUCCACAGGUGACAGCAAGACGCCAGGCGUGUUAGGGGGGACGGGCACGAGGCCUAGGAUUUGCCCCCGGCAGGCUUGUCCCCGCCGGAGGGCCUGGUGUGUUCCAGAAUGUUCCCUGUGGGCCUUCCUGCCAAGUGGCUUAGGUUUUCAUUUCUGUAAUUAAAUCAUUCCCAGAGCCCUUGCUCUUUCCUUCUUUCUAAAUGGUUUUGACCGGUCUUCAAAAUACACACAUUUUACUUGUCCUGUUGUAAACCGCUUUGAAUUUUCUUCUUUCUUACAAAGUGAGCUAUAAACCACAGACUGCAAAAGUAAC
Molecule: messenger RNA, 2421 nt
Organism: Mustela erminea (ermine)
Lineage: Eukaryota; Metazoa; Chordata; Mammalia; Carnivora; Mustelidae
Gene: IRF8
Product: interferon regulatory factor 8
Exons: 8
Coding region: 330-1613 (427 amino acids)
Biological process (GO): immune system process; regulation of transcription by RNA polymerase II
Cellular component (GO): nucleus
Molecular function (GO): protein binding; DNA-binding transcription factor activity, RNA polymerase II-specific; RNA polymerase II cis-regulatory region sequence-specific DNA binding
Source: RefSeq, a predicted model, not a curated record